AUGAGUUCUCGAGCGAAGAAAGCGGCGGACCCAAGCAAGCAUCCCGAACCAGCCAAACACAGCAUAGCCCACUCCUCCUCGCCCCCGGCCAGGCCUUCGAAGACUACCACGGCCGUCCGUCACCGCCUUCCGAAGCGGAAGGUCAACAAUGUCUGGAAGCCACUCUCCUCCAAGAGCUGCGAGAUCCUGCAGGACUCCCUCUCCCGAGCUAUGAAGGAACCUCGUCUCGAAUAUCCCUCCCUACGACGAAUCGAAACCAUGUCCAAGAAACUUACGAAUAACAUCAGGGUCCCCCUCGGGGUCUACACAGGACUCAAGGCUAACGAUGCGGGCCAAGUCGACCUCAUCAGCCUAGACGCCUUGAUCCAGAAGAACCAAGAGCUCGAACUCCUUAUUCAACAGCGUCAACGCGCCAUCGCCAAGCUGGAACAAAAGCUGAACCGAUAG
This is a messenger RNA of Puccinia triticina, 447 nucleotides long. RefSeq lists its product as uncharacterized. NCBI's taxonomy places the organism in Eukaryota, Fungi, Basidiomycota, Pucciniomycetes, Pucciniales, Pucciniaceae. Bases 1 to 447 code for a protein of 148 amino acids. The transcript has 2 exons. The record is from RefSeq and is a predicted model, not a curated record.